Molecule: messenger RNA, 558 nt
Organism: Fomitiporia mediterranea MF3/22
Lineage: Eukaryota; Fungi; Basidiomycota; Agaricomycetes; Hymenochaetales; Hymenochaetaceae
Exons: 5
Coding region: 1-558 (185 amino acids)
Source: RefSeq, a predicted model, not a curated record
AUGGCAUCCGAGGCCCUUCCAGCUCCCUACGCAGACCUCCUCUCGUCCUACAAAGACGCCGAACCCCUCCCAGAGAAGUUCAAUGCUGACGGGAAGUCGUUAUAUAAUCCUCCUGGUCCUCGUUCCGCUUCGUACGAGGAGUUCCCGCUCCCGAUUGAUUCGUCGAAUAAUGGAUUUGACUUUCAUGUGUAUUACAUGCAGAACGUCGAGGAAGAUAAGACAUAUGCGCGUGCGUUGCAUGAACGGAUUCGACGUGAAUUUCCUGAACUCAGGAUUUAUAGGUUCUGGGAGAAGCCAGUCGGGCCGCAUCCAACAGCCAUGUUCGAAAUAAACACUUUCAACCCUCACCAAACUGGUACUCUCCUCUCUUGGCUGGUCGUGCACCGCGGUCCCUGCUCCGUCUUCAUCCACCCGAACACAGGCGACCCGGUCGCAGAUCACACGGAACUUGCAACUUGGAUAGGCAAGCCCUGGCCUCUGCAUGUCGAUAUGCUCAAGCGCUUCAUGCAAGCUCGCCAGCAACGGGCACAACAGGCUGCUCGUCCCCAGCCGUCAUAA